AUGAUUACCCUGUUUGCUACAGUCUGCCUUUACAUACAAAUCCCUCAUUUGGAAUCUUGGUCUCAAACCUACUCUGAACUUCAACAUGCACAAAACCCCGACCCUUCGUUUCGUCCAAGUCGACUUAAUCAGGGUCUCGUCGCUCGCGUAGUUGUAGUGCAGAGUCCGUUAAAUCAUGCUGCCAUUUUGCUCGUUGUGGUGUGGUUGAUUACGACAUUCGAAAUCAGGGGUAAAUUUUUAGCUCCAAUACUGCCCACUCAACUCGACGCCUUCCGCCCGUUGCUGGUGACCAGACAAUGUUUGCAUGACCAUCUUUCCGAUAUGGUGCGCAUGAAAACAGUCGAUACCGAAAGCUUCUUCCGAUGUCCAUUUUGCCGGACUGAACGUAAAGGUCAAGUGUCUUGUCGAAUGCACCUCAAGCGCAUUUGCUACCGUUUCGCUCCAUACGGUACAUGGCUAGAUGCCUACAAAGAUCUUUUGAAUGUGAGUGAGCCCGAGCGCAGUAUCUUAGCCAAGAAGGCUCAGCAAGACACGACGGCCGCGCACGAUUUGCGACGACAGAUAGACAAUCACGCCUCACAAGCACCUGAUCCUACAGAAGCAGCAGAGUCCAGCGCAAUUCAUGCUGCAGACCAGAAGCGAAGAUUGUCAAUGUCAUCACGUAUCACGCGCUCAAUGCAUCGAGACUUGCCGGGCUGCGUCUUUUGCUUCGGACACUUCGAAACGCUCGAGCAAUAUCGAGAGCAUCUAUGCCUUGCCGAAUCGGGUCACUACCGCGACAAGUCAUGGUGCCUACAGUUUGUCUCUACGUAUGAGAAUCAAGAUGUGGCGGUCAGAGAGCUAAAGUUGGCUUAUCAAUGCUUGGAUAAGUAUCCGCAGAAGAAGCCUGCAUGCAAAGUCAAGGCUGUUGAAGCAUGCAGGGACGGGGACGGAGACACGGAGGACAUGGAAGCGACAAAAAUGGAGGCAGGAACUGGCGAGUGCAGCCUAGCACGGAACAACCGGCCCACCGCCGUCUUUGUCCCUUUGAGACUUCAGGCAACGUCCACAGUACUUUCGGGUGCAAGCUCGCUGAUCAGCAAGAAGAGUAACAGCGCAGUCGGCGAGGACUCGGCAUCCAUCAAGAAGAGUGCUCGAGUCGAGAGCCUUCUAUAG
Molecule: messenger RNA, 1155 nt
Organism: Protomyces lactucae-debilis
Lineage: Eukaryota; Fungi; Ascomycota; Taphrinomycetes; Taphrinales; Protomycetaceae
Exons: 3
Coding region: 1-1155 (384 amino acids)
Source: RefSeq, a predicted model, not a curated record